UGACAUAUAAAUUCAUAUAUCAAGACAUUUUUUAGAACAAAUAAAGUUUAUGUUAUGUACAUCAAUGUAGUAAUAAGUACUCUUUUUGUUGCUUUCUGGUUUUAGGAUUCAUGAAAAAUAUAUUUAUAACAAAUAAAGUUAACAAUGAGUUUAUAUAGUGAUGCAGCACCAUGUAUUACAGUACAUAUUGAUGCAAAUGGAAAGAGAUUGAACAAAAAUAUUUUACAGAAAAUAGAAGAUGACCUUGAUAUUGAUGAAAAAAUGUCUAUUUUAUUCUUAAUAAUAGAUAAUUAUACAUGUGGUUUUCAACAAAUUUAUAAUUUGUUACAAAGGUUUAAGGUGCAUCGUUCGUAUAUACUUGCAGAAUUCAUAGAUAGCCAUCCAAAUAAUUGGGAAAAUAAAUUAUUGGAAGCAAUAUGUAUUAUACAAAAUCGGCAGAUUAUACGGAAAUUAGGAAUUUCGUAUAAUGAUUUGGAAUUAUUUUAUUUACCAAAGAAUGGAUCUUGUUCACGAUAUUUGAAACGAGUUGUAAAAUGUUUGUACUUACUGUGUGAAUCACUUACAGAAGACAGAAUACAGUCAUUAUUGAGGUGUGUUAGAAAUGAUUUAAUCGAAUAUGAAGAAAAUCUUAAAGAUACAGAUUAUCUUGAAUUACAUAUGUUAUAUUGGAUGCAACGUAAAUAUAUUUCAGUUUGUUUGGAUGGCGAAGUAAGCCUUGGAAACUUACUGAAACAUUUGAAAAAGUUUGACGAUUUAGAACUUAUUUAUGAAGAUCUUAAAAACUAUGAAGAUUAUCAGAACAUGUUGGAUACACAAAAUGCAAAUUUUAAAAGUACAUCUCAAUUACAAAUAUUCUCCAUAAAAGAAGAAAUACAAAUUGAAGUAGACGAUGUAAAAAAGAUAAAAAAAGGACUUUGUAUUAUUAUAAGUCAAAUGUUUUUUUUAGGUCAAAAGUUUGAAACUCGAUUUGGGACUUUGGCCGAUUGUGUUAUGUUAUCAGAAACUUUUAAUGGCUUUGGUUUUACUGUUAAAGUAUUCAAAAACCUCAAAGAAGAUGAAAUACUUAAAAAGUUGAAAAAUAUUCCAGAAGAAUUUGGUAUUGAUUAUGACUGCAUCUUUGUAUGUAUUUUAAGUCAUGGGUGUAAAGGUGGUAUAAUUAGUGCUGAUGGGAAAGAAGUUUAUAUCGAGACAAUAGAAAAUCAAAUUUGCUGUGAAAAAUUAAAAGAUGUUAUUAAAAUCGUUAUUGUACAAGCUUGUCAGGGACAAGCAAUAGGUCAAGCAAAUGAUGCCUUAACUAUAGACGGUCCUAGUAAUUACAAUGUUUCAAAUAUUUUAGCAUAUCAAAACUUUUGCAUAUUCGUAGCAACAAUGCAAGGUUUUGUAUCUGUACGUCAUAAAGCGGAAGGAUCAUGGUUUAUACAAGAGUUUUGUAAUGUUUUACAAAAUGGAGGAUAUAAAAUGACUUUUUUGUCCGCUGUCAGAAAGAUAAUUCAGUCUGUCACGCAAAAGCGGGGAAAUUUAAAUGGAACAAAUUCUAUUGCACAGUUACCUGAACUGCGGUCAUGUAGACUGCUUACAGAUUUUCAGUUACCGGAAUAUCGAACGAAUAAGUGGUAAAAUAGCAAUAUAAUGUUUAUAUAUGACAAUAAGGUUAUCCUGUACUUUAUAUUGGCAACAUAAAUGACCUAAUUUAAGAAAAGCGUGUAGGCGUGCAUGUAAGUACUUACACAUGCAUCCACGUUAUAUUUUUUUAU
Messenger RNA from Colletes gigas, 1754 nucleotides. It is a transcript of the gene Dredd, whose product is annotated as caspase-8. NCBI's taxonomy places the organism in Eukaryota, Metazoa, Arthropoda, Insecta, Hymenoptera, Colletidae. Gene Ontology annotation, biological process: proteolysis. The record is from RefSeq and is a predicted model, not a curated record. Bases 145 to 1617 code for a protein of 490 amino acids. The transcript has 6 exons. Gene Ontology annotation, molecular function: cysteine-type endopeptidase activity.